Thecamonas trahens ATCC 50062 is the source of this 798-nucleotide messenger RNA. RefSeq lists its product as uncharacterized. Bases 1 to 798 code for a protein of 265 amino acids. The transcript has 2 exons. Lineage: Eukaryota; Apusomonadida; Apusomonadidae. The record is from RefSeq and is a predicted model, not a curated record.
AUGUCUGGCGGACUGGCCGAGGUGCCAAAGGAGGCAUGGGUAGACUAUGCACAGGCGGUUGCGCAAGUCUUUGCGCUUGCGGGCUUUGCCGGGGUACAGGCGAGCGAGUGGGACGCAGCGUCGCAUGCGCAGGCUGUCUCGUGGGCCGAGCUGUUUGCGGCGCUCGGCGAGGCACUACGUGAUGGCAGCGAACCGCGACCUGCGGUGACGGCGGGGGAGAUACUUGCCGAGCUGCGGGCGGCGGGUGCGCCAUUUACCUCGGUGGAGAGCCUGUGCGGUGCACGGGAGCUUCUGGAUGCGACGCUGCUGGGCAACGUGGGAGUGGCAGCACAGCCGGAGCUUCUGGCUACGGUCGUGGCGGCGCUGGCGGAUCCUCAGGCGGCACUGGCACAGGCACUACAGCAGAGCGCCGAGGAUGCGGUCGGAUGGCGGGUGGCGGCGGCAGCGGACAAGUUGGCAGAGGCUGGGCGGAAAGCCGCGAGUGAGGGCGAGCCGUGGGUGGUGGCGAUGGCGCGUGAGGAGCUCGGCGACGGCGGCGGCGGCGAGAUCGGGGCCGCGGAGUUGGCGCAGGCACUCAAGGCACUGAGAGAGAACGAGAACGGAAGCGAGGGCGAGGGUGAGAUGGUGGAUGCGGCAGUGCGGACGGUGGCGCGGGCAGCGCUGGCGGGGGUGGCGAGUGCUGGCGAUGUGGAUGCGACGGCAGCGGCGCUGGCGACGAUGAGCAUGUCGCGGGCAGGCGAGGUUGCAGUAGCGGUAGCCAAUUAUCUCGCAUACCUCUCCGAUGACGACGAUGUUUAA